UUAAAGUAUACGUAAACUUACAAAAGAUAAGGAAGGAUGUUCCUAUUUUUAUUGUCGUUAGCGUUAAUGGUAGGGAACAUUGAAAGUACAUCGUUAUCAAUGUUUUCUUCCGAUGACAACAGGAAUGAAUCAACCCCAACUGAAACAGCAGGACAUGGUAUCUAUGCAGCAUGCGAGACAUCGUUUGAUUGUGGAAGAAAGUUGAUAUGUACCGAUUUCAAAUGUCAAUGUUGCAAAGAACUUUACUGGAACGGAACAAACUGUCUUACAAGAAAAGGACAGAACCAAUAUUGCAACUCAUCAUCAGAAUGUAUUGAAUCUCUUCAGUGUAUAGAAACUUCAUGUAUAUGUGCAGAGAAAGACUACUGGGACGGUGACACAUGUGUUGCAAGAAAAUUGUUGAAUGACAAAUGCUCUCUACACUUUGAAUGUCAACCGACACUUAGUUGUGCACGUGGAUACUGCCAAUGCCCAUCAUCGGAUUUCUGGAAUGGAUCAUCAUGUGCUUUGAGAAAAAUCCAAAAUGAAACUUGUAGAUUGAUCCAUGAAUGUGGAGACACUCUCCAAUGUAAAAACAAAACAUGUGUAUGUUGUAAGAACGACUACUGGAAUGGAACCUUCUGUAUCACAAAAAAACAAAUAUACAGUCAAUGCAAUUCACACAUCGAAUGCGAAAUUGGAAUGAACUGUUGUCAUGCUUUUUGCCAACUGUCUUCCUGCUUCAAAUACACUGAAAUGAGUUCCUCUGAUUCAGCAUUCAUUAUAACCUUCACAGAGCCUGGUAACGUAAAGGCACAGUACUUACUAUUGAACACUAGAAACAAGGGAUCGCUAUAUCAGUUCACAUUUUCGAAUAACUUAAACAAGUCAUACACAAUAUCACGUGAUAUUUAUUCAAUUAAUGUGCCUAAAAGCGUUAUAAUGCCAAAUGGUAUAUCACAAAAUGGCGCCCAAUACCAUUGGUAAUGUAUGGUCUUCAGAUGGGAUCUAGUGGGGGAUAUACAGAAGGUUAUAUUGCCAUCCCGUUAAAAUAUCUAUCAACUCGAUACAUUUUUCCUUCUUUCAAGAUUAACAAGGACAGUUCAAUCACAAUUUCAUCGAUUAAUGACAAUACUAAGAUUCAGAUAAAUCCUAAAAUGGAAAAAGAACCACUUAAGUACACGGGUGUCUCCUACAGAAAUAAUGAUACUAUCACAGUACUUAUCAAUAAACACUAUUCAUUUAAGCUGUCACAUACAUCUGACUUAUCCGGGACAAUCGUAUCAACCUUCAAACCAGUGUCUAUGUUAAGUAGCAGUGCAUGUACAUCAAUAGUAGCAGGUAAAGGCUGUAAUGAACUAUUGGAGACUGUGUUACCUAUUAACCAGUUAGAUCAAACAUACAUCAUACCAGCAAUAGAAACAAGACCAAAUAGUUCUGUGAGGAUAUUUUGCACAAGAACUACUACUUUGAGAGUGAUAAAUAAAAAUCAAGUAACAGAUAGAGUAAUCCAUGGACAAGAACACUUUGAAUUUAUCCAUGAAAAAGUUUCACAUGUGCAUGCUAAUAACGAUGUGUUGGUCAUGCUUUAUGCACACGAAAUUGAUGCCGGUGGAACUGUUUUUAUGAUGACUAUACAAGGACGUAAUCAGUACCUAUCGUACUAUAACUUUGUAGUGCCAGAUAAUUUUACAAGUUAUAUCAGCGUCACCGUAAUCUCUGAUGCGUUGGAUGGAUUAUCUCUGGACGGUGAACUAAUAACAAUCAGAAGUGCUUACACUAUUCAUGACGGAGCAGAAUACUAUAGUACCUUUAGUUUACCAGUAACUGCUGGAAAUCAUAACAUGAAGCACGUGAGAGGGGUACGGUUUGGUCUCUGGGUAUAUGGACAAAAUACAAAUUACGAUUCAUAUGGUUACCCCGCUGGUAUUGCUUUCAAGACAAUAUAAACAUUUCACUACGUCGUUUUAUUAACAGUAAACGCAUUCACAAAGACAGAAACCUAUUGCGAGAGACUAUGUGUUUUCCAAAAAUUCUUUUAAUAUUUUCGAAAAUAAAACCAUCAUAAUCUGAUCAAAUAGUGAUAUUAAAUAUAUUAUGUAGUAAACUACAAAUUACUU
This is a messenger RNA of Mytilus californianus (California mussel), 2099 nucleotides long. RefSeq lists its product as uncharacterized. The transcript is spliced from 7 exons. Lineage: Eukaryota; Metazoa; Mollusca; Bivalvia; Mytilida; Mytilidae. The record is from RefSeq and is a predicted model, not a curated record. Bases 966 to 1928 code for a protein of 320 amino acids.